Parastagonospora nodorum SN15 is the source of this 789-nucleotide messenger RNA. RefSeq lists its product as hypothetical. Bases 1 to 789 code for a protein of 262 amino acids. The transcript is spliced from 3 exons. Lineage: Eukaryota; Fungi; Ascomycota; Dothideomycetes; Pleosporales; Phaeosphaeriaceae. The record is from RefSeq and is a predicted model, not a curated record. Gene Ontology annotation, molecular function: oxidoreductase activity, acting on the CH-OH group of donors, NAD or NADP as acceptor.
AUGUCCGUGUCAACUGUUCAAAACAAAGUCGUCAUCGUGACCGGCUGCAGCUCGGGCAUUGGCCUCGCGACCGCGCGACUCUUCCUCGAUCGCCAAGCCUUAGUCUUCGGCAUUGACGUCGGCUCAAUACCACAGAAGCUGGCCGACGAGCACAACGACAAAUUUACUUUCUAUCAAGCAAAUCUCACGGCAUCGAAUGCAGUUGACGAAGCAGUCUCGAGCUGUAAUCAGCAGUAUGGCAGGGUAGAUGUCUUGGUUAAUUGCGCGGGUGUAAGCGACGGGUGGAGCAGUGCUGACACGCUGCAUGAAGAGGAGUGGGAAAAAGUCCUGUCUAUCAAUCUCACGGUUCCGAUACGCUUAAUGAAGGCUGUGCUGCCAUUCAUGAAAGAGCAAAAGAGUGGGGCGAUUGUCAAUGUGGCGAGCAAGGCGGGUAUGAGUGGUGCGAGUGCGGGCAUUGCUUACACCGCAAGUAAGCAUGGACUGGUCGGUGCUACGAAGAAUGUUGCAUGGCGCUUUCAUCAAGAAGGCAUUCGCUGCAAUGCGGUGCUACCUGGCGGUGUUGCUACCAACAUUGCAUCCUCGGUGCAGAUGGAGCACUUUGACUCUGCGGGAUUCAAUACGUUCUUCCCGACCGUUCAGAUGCAUGUCGGCAAGGACAGCGAAGGAACUCCUGUGCCGGUGAUUGGAGUUGAUGAUGUUGCGCGAGGCAUUGCCUUUUUGGCGUCUGACGAGGCCAAGAUGAUCAACGGCGCCAUGGUCCCGAUUGACAAUGCAUGGUCGACGAUAUAG